Hibiscus syriacus is the source of this 4064-nucleotide messenger RNA. RefSeq lists its product as uncharacterized. NCBI's taxonomy places the organism in Eukaryota, Viridiplantae, Streptophyta, Magnoliopsida, Malvales, Malvaceae. The transcript has 9 exons. Gene Ontology annotation, molecular function: protein kinase activity; ATP binding; protein binding. Gene Ontology annotation, cellular component: cytoplasm. The coding region runs from base 169 to 3507 and encodes 1112 amino acids. Gene Ontology annotation, biological process: protein phosphorylation; signal transduction. The record is from RefSeq and is a predicted model, not a curated record.
GAGAAUCAAUCUGUUCAUGGUGUUAAAAGUAUGAAACUUGUAUAACGGUUUCCGUAUUGGGUAGAGUUUUCGGUAUUAUUGAAAUACAUGACGUGACGAAAACCUUCUUUCUGUAGUAAAAGAAUAAGUGAUCAUCUACAGCAGCAUAAUCGUCAAGCUGUGUAUUUGAUGGAUUCACCUUCAUUAUCCCCGGAAUCUGCCUUGGCUUCCUCCACCCCUGGUUCCAAUGAUGCAACCCCUCGUGUAAAAUUAUUGUGCAGCUUCUUAGGUAGCAUUUUGCCUCGUCCCCAUGAUGGGAAAUUGAGGUAUGUUGGUGGAGAAACUCGAAUUGUGAGUGUACCUAGAAAUAUUAGUUAUGAGGAGCUGAUGACUAAGAUGAGGGAGCUUUAUGAUGGAGCGACAGUGUUGAAAUAUCAGCAGCCAGAUGAGGAUCUUGAUGCUUUAGUGUCAGUUGUGAAUGAUGAUGAUGUGACGAACAUGAUGGAAGAGUAUGAGAAGUUGGGUUCAAGUGAUGGGUUCACGAGGCUUAGGAUUUUUUUGUUUUCACAUCCUGACCAAGAUGGCUUAUCACAAUUCAUUGAUGGGAAUGAGAGGGAGAAUGAGAGGAGAUUUGUGGAUGCUUUGAAAAGUUUAAAUGAGUGUUCUGAUUUUAGGAAAUGUGACUCACCUGUGAUGACUCCAGUUUCUGAGGAUUUUCAUUUAGCAGAACAAUACCUUAACAGUAUGAGUAUUGAUGGUGGGCUUCAUAUCCAGAGGAGUGGUGAGAUACCCAUACCAGUAUAUAACAUGCAUAGUCCUACUAUUCCUCAAUUGGGUUCUGUGCAGUUCCAGCAACAUGUUCCGCAGAGAUACAAUGAAAUGGAAGGUCCAUGGAGUCCUGUGUGCUAUUCUCCUAGUCAGCAUGGACACCAUACUCCCAGAACACUAUCAACUUCACCAUCUUCUCGCUACAGGGUACUUUUUCCCGAAUUUCAAGACAAAUGCAUGGAUAGAAUGCAAGAAGAAUAUGUAAGGCAGCGAUUAAAUCGGCAUCCCCAGUAUGAGCACCAGCCACAUUUUUCCGAUAGUGUAGUAUGUAUGCCUACAGGAGCUAUGUCUGGUGAUAAGGCUUGUGGUUUUCCUGGUAACAUCCUUCAUAGUCAUGGUGUGUAUGAGGGGAACCACCUCUGGGAGAACGGCAGGGUCACAUUUUGUCGAAACCAGUCACCACAUUUGGAGCAUUCCAACAUUGGAAAUACUGUUCCUCAGGUUAAUAGUCCAGGUGCUGAAUGCCCCUCGAAUCGAGAAGCAUUCAUGGUGAAUGCAGAUGGAAAAUUGCCUCUUGGAUUUUAUUCCAAAGACCAAGUUGAUCCCUCUUCUGCUCAUGGUGAAACACAUGGUCAUGAAAGAGGAUGGGAUUUGCAACAUCAAUUGAACCCAUGUGUUGAGGAAGUAAGAAAUCAUGCUCAUGGAGCUGGAAGAUUGAAUGACCACAAUGUUGUAGAUGGUACUGGCAUGAAUUUACCUCUUGAGCAUGCCAAUUUAUCUGAUGGCCAUUAUAUGCUCUCAAAUUAUGUUAAUCAGCGAGCUAGAUCUGAGUUGGGGAAUGAAGUAUUUAAUGAUCAAGCCGUGGUUGCUUCGCCCCACAUGAACAUUCCUCCUGAAGAACAUGGAGCGGCCCGUUAUGGGAAUUAUCCUUACCCAUAUGGAGGAGACAAUGUUUACCAAGCAUUACAUGUACAUAUGCAUUCUUUGUGGAGAAAUGUUCAGAAUCAAACUCAUGGUGCUCCAGCUUAUGAAGCAUGUAGCUUACCUCAGCAAGUAAAUUAUGCAGUUAACGCCGCAUUUUUUAAGGAUCCAGCAGAAGCUAUUGCAAAGCAUCGUGUUGCAACAGAUAGUCAAAAUACUUGGGUUGAGUCUCCACAAAAGGUGCUAAGUUCUGAUGGGAACGCUGUUCGAGACAUUGCUUAUGUCCAUCCUCUCAAGGUGGACGUUGGUCCUCAUUGUCAGGAAACUCAAGAUGCUGUCACUACGGAACCAGUUCAAGCUCGUCAAGACAUGCUAAAAUUUGCCACUUCCACAGAACCUGUUCAGUUGCCCGGUCAACCUUCAAUUUUAAUCCAUGAUACAUCUGAUUCAAGCAACAAUCAGGAAUCACAAGUUGAUUCUAGUGUCAUUGGAGCGUCGGGGAUUGAGGACAACAUUGUUCCCAUGGAAGAUGAAGCAAACCAUGUGAUGAAGACGGAAAAUUCUGAUGUUCCAAGUGUGUGCUGUCCUGAGCAAAACAAAAUUCCUGAAUAUGAAUCUAAAGUAGCAUCUAAUGAGGCUAACGUUUCAAAUUGUUUAAAGCUGGCUGAAAAGGGUGGCAGCCAGGCAAAACCUGGUGAAAAAGAUACUACAGCUGCUGAAAACUCAGAGCUGUCUGUAAGCUGUUUGAGUUUCAUACCGGACUUUGUAGCUUCAGUUACAAAAGUAGCUUUGGAAGAGGUUGAAGAAGUGAAAGCCAAAUGUGAAGAUUUUACUCCCAUUAAGCGUGAUGCAAUUGAAAAAGAAGCAGCUGUGGAAGAAUCAGAAUCAGUGAAUGCCCAUGGAGAGUUUGAAUUGGAUUCUGAUAAUGGAAACGAAACCCUGGCCAAAAUUGAGCCAACAAAGGCCGAGGAAGAAGCUUUUGCAAGAGGGUUACAGACAAUUAAAAACGAUGAUCUCGAGGAGAUCCGAGAAUUGGGCUCUGGAACAUAUGGGACAGUUUAUCAGGGUAAAUGGAAAGGUUCUGUUGUAGCAAUCAAGAGAAUUAAAGCUAGCUGCUUUGCAGGGAGGCCUUCCCAAAGAGAACGAAUGAUUGCAGAUUUUUGGAAGGAAGCUUUGAUAUUGAGUUCAUUACAUCAUCCAAAUGUUGUUUCCUUCUAUGGUAUAGUUCGUGAUAGUCCUGAUGGAUCCUUAGCUACUGUUUCUGAAUUCAUGGUUAAUGGAUCUUUGAAGCAGUUCUUUCAGAAGAAGGACAGGACUAUUGAUCGUCGUAAGAGACUCAUCAUAGCCAUGGACGUUGCAUUUGGCAUGGAGUAUUUGCAUGCGAAGAACAUUGUACAUUUUGAUUUGAAAUGUGAAAACUUGUUGGUAAAUAUGCGAGAUCCACAACGUCCAGUGUGCAAGAUUGGUGAUUUGGGCUUAUCAAAGGUCAGACAGCAUACACUAGUUUCAGGAGGUGUUCGUGGAACUCUACCGUGGAUGGCACCUGAGCUUUUGAGUGGUAAAAGUGACAUGGUAUCUGAAAAGAUUGAUAUCUACUCUUUUGGGAUCGUUAUGUGGGAGUUACUCACUGGCGAAGAACCUUAUGCUGAUAUUCAUUGUGCUUCUAUAAUCGGGGGGAUUGUAAACAACACAUUACGUCCAAAAAUACCAUCAUGGUGUGAUCCUGAAUGGAAGGCUUUGAUGGAAAAGUGUUGGGCCUAUGAUCCUGCAGAGAGACCUUCCUUUUCUGAAAUAUCUCAGAAGCUGAGAAACAUGGCAGCUGCAAUGAAUAUAGAAUAAAUUCAAUUCUGACGCGACUUCACUUUCUCACUAUCAUGCUGGGAAAAAUGAAAGAGAGAUUAAACGUCAUCUACGAUUAGGCUAAUGAUACACACUACCUUGCCUUGGUUCUUAUAUAACGGAUCUCGUAUGGUACUGCCACAAGUUAUUUCAAGAGUACCAAGAUAUACAUUUGUGGCUGAAUUAGUAUACUCAAGGAGACUGCAUAAUAUACACAAACAAGUGCCAUGAAAUUCAACGGGGAGGAUUGUUGAUAUUUGGGGUGAAUGAAUCUGUCAUUUGAGGUGGGACUCCCGUUCCUUAAGUAUAUAAGUUUAUAGUAAUUAAUAAAGCAUGGUAAAUACUGCACAGUAAAUACCAAGAGUUCAUAAGUGUACAUACCACUGGUCUCUUUGAACACUAUGCUAUACGAAAUAUCAAAAUGUUUGCACUGUGAAGUUUGUGUAACAAUUGAAGCGGCCCUAUAUGCUUCGCCGAGGAAUAAACACUGUAUGAUUGAUGCCAAAUGGACAAUGUUGUUCAGUUCAACUUUUGUGUUUUUUUAUUCAGAUAUGGAA